AUGGCCCUUUAUCAACCAAAACAACAACAACUACUACUAGUAGUACCUGCAACACUAUCAAAUUAUAACGCUGUAUUCCAAAAAAGUUACUGUUCAAGAGAUGAUGCAAAGAACAACAAACUACCUCGUAGGCGAACUGCAUUUACUGAUGAACAAUUAACACUACUCGAAAAUGCAUUCCAAAAGUGUCAAUAUCCAAAAAUGGAUACGAGGAUGGAGUUGGCUUCGGAAACGCAAUUACCAGAAAUGCGCAUUCAGAUAUGGUUCAAAAAUCGGCGAGCAAAAUACCGAAAAAAACUCCGGAAUACUGCCAAUCCGGAAAUUACAUCCAGUACUUAUGUUCCAAAAUUCAAUGCAGUAAUUACAUGGAAGCCAAAUGUUGCAUUUGUUUUCGUGACAUCCUUUCGAGAAGCCAUGAUGUGCAGUAACCACACUUCUAAUAUGGUAGCCAAUUAA
Loa loa (African eye worm) is the source of this 456-nucleotide messenger RNA. RefSeq lists its product as hypothetical. The record is from RefSeq and is a predicted model, not a curated record. Gene Ontology annotation, biological process: regulation of transcription by RNA polymerase II; anatomical structure morphogenesis. Gene Ontology annotation, molecular function: DNA-binding transcription factor activity, RNA polymerase II-specific; RNA polymerase II cis-regulatory region sequence-specific DNA binding. The coding region runs from base 1 to 456 and encodes 151 amino acids. Gene Ontology annotation, cellular component: nucleus. Lineage: Eukaryota; Metazoa; Nematoda; Chromadorea; Rhabditida; Onchocercidae. The transcript has 4 exons.